UUCGAAGCUGUAAGCUUCUGAUUCACACCCAGACCACCUCGCUGCAGGGACACAUUUUCUGGUGUCUUGUUACCUGCGAUUACUACACCUUAGUACUAACACUCAUCCUUCUCUUGUACCCUAGUCCGACAGUCGACCUCUAAGGUCGCCCUGGGAUUCGGAAUCUCACCAAAACAACGCCCAACCCGAUGCCCUCUCGCCGAGAUCUCCCACAGCGAUAUCCCGAGAACGAUUUGAGGCUCUAGAGAGAUUUCACAACCGCAUCAGUCGCAACCUAGCUCUUGAACAGGCUGCCUCCAGGGUGCUCGCUCGGUCCAGGAUGUCCUCCGGCUCUGACCGGUCUCUUCGCCGGCGAUUCAACCAGGAUUCUCAACCCUCUAGCAGCUUUUUGCCGCCUGCCAUUCCAAGUUCAACUUCUUCGACCCCUACACCACCCUUACUUCCGUCCCUUCGUUCGCUUGGCUCAAGGCUGCGACCCGGCAUGUCGGCGCCUGGAGGCCAGAACGGCCGCCCUUCCCGUUAUUCGCCCUUUGACCGGGCAAUAGAGAGGCACCGAACUUACAUGAACCCUGCCAGGGAGCGCAGCUACGUGACGCCCGGCGAGCUUCAAGACUCGUCCAGCUCUUCACAGCCUUCGCUCUUCGGUAGGAACACUCCUCCUGAGGAUAUGGAAGAACUAGAAAACUUUCGCCGCGCAAAGCGACGGAAGCUGGAUUCUGACAAGGUAUCGCCAAGUUACAAAAAUAUUCUGUAUGGAAAAUACGGCCAGGUGGAACCAGGUCCGCUUCUUUUGGAGAUCGUCAGCUGUGAUGGUGGCUUGUUCAGGGAUGGACGGGCCUAUGUGGCGGAGAACAUCCUGAAAGACGACGCUUCGGUUUAUUGCACAAGGACUAAUCGCUGCAACAUCAUACUACGACAUCACGGUGGUACUGUCUUCAGCUUGAAAGAGUUGGUCAUCAAAGCACCUGGUUCACAUUACUCUCAGCCGGUCCGAGAGGGCAUGGUGUUUGUUUCGAUGGAACAUGAUGACCUGUUGAAACGUACAGCGCAAUAUCAAAUUCAGUAUGAGCAACCAGCGAAUCCACGACCACGGACAUCACGCGACACUCCAACAAUCUACUCGGUCCGACACGACGAUGAUGGACGGAUCUACCCCUCGAGAUAUCGACGCGAUUACAUAUCAGAUCUGAUCAACACUAUAGAUGAUGAUGAUGACGAUGAUGAAGAUCAAGCAGCAGCCGCGCUACCUCCCGAGUUUUCGGCCGCAUCCCAACCGUUCAAUGUUACGACCGAAUGCAGUGAUGAUGACAGCGAAGGAGACGAAAAUCAUUUGCGUCGUAGGCGAACGCCCAACAGGAUUGGUGCUUUGCCUUUUGAAAGCGACAGUAGUGAUGACGGAAGAGACCCAUGGAACCCCAGCGGUUUGGACUGGACUGAUCUUACUCGUGCGCGACACUCUGCUAGUUGGCGUAACGAAUACGACACGGCAACCCCGGAACUUGAACGAGCUCGAGAAGCCUCGCAGGUGGCCACGCAAGAGGCGGUACGAGCCGUUGGCGGAGCGCUUAUGUCUCCGCUGGCCCAAUUCUACAUUGAGAAGGACAAGAACAAGUGUACCAUCAAGUUCGACCCGCCGGUGAGCGCGCGGUACAUCCUGCUCAAGAUGUGGAGUCCACAUCCUGACCCUCUCAAAAACAUUGAUAUCCAGGGGGUUGUAGCGAAAGGCUUUGCUGGUCCGCAGCUAUUUCCAGCCCAAACACUGCAAUGAGACUGAGUCAAAGAAGGUGAUCAGUUCUUGCAAAGCAUGCAUCAUCCGGCAAAACGGGGUCGGCAAUAUGAAUGUUCGAGUCGUCUUAAAACAGACUGGUCUCACGAGACUAGUGCUUGACGGUCAGCCGGGGGCAGGGGAGUUUGGAGUUUUGAUAUAAAUGCAUCUUGUUUAAAGGCGUCGGCUUCAUGGUACUUGGAUGAUGGCUUUCAACGGUCAUGGGAACUGGCAUCAGCGGGUUAUAUUGAGGUACCUUACGGCAUUAUGGCAAAGUGCGCUUUCUCAUCAACUGAACCAGAUGUUUCCCCAGCCAUAC
Messenger RNA from Neurospora hispaniola, 2084 nucleotides. RefSeq lists its product as uncharacterized. The transcript is spliced from 2 exons. The record is from RefSeq and is a predicted model, not a curated record. Lineage: Eukaryota; Fungi; Ascomycota; Sordariomycetes; Sordariales; Sordariaceae. Bases 320 to 1768 code for a protein of 482 amino acids.